UUACCAUACAUCCUAAACCCUAAUUUCACCUCCUAAAUAUUAAACCCUAAACUCUAAUCACUAAAUUGUAAAUUUAAUUUUUUUUAUUAUUUAAUGAAUUUUAUUUGAAGAUUUUUUCUUUGUGCUAUCUUUUGUUUUUGUUUUUUCGGUUGUCUUUUUUCUUAAUUUGUUGCUCUAUUUUACAUCGUAUCACAGGGAUAAGGUGUGGACGUGGUGGUGGGAGAAGAGGAGGAGGUGGCUAUGGUGGUUCCCGUGAAGAUGUGGACAUUCUAGUGGAGGAAGAGGCUGCCAUGAAAAAUUAGGGGAAAUGGGGUCACUUUAGAAAAUGUUUUUUUGUUGGUCUAAGCACUUUAGAAAACAUUGGGAACUUUUUUUAUACAUAUAGAGAAUUUUGGAAUAUUUUGGACUUGAAAUGUAUUUGUCUGAUGUCUCAAUCAGAGAAACAUAAUUUGCUUACAUUGAUGAUAUAAACUUUUUUUUUAUUAUAACUGAUAACAGGUUAAAAUAUAGAUAUUAAUCAUUGUUCAUGAAUUUCUAUUAACUAUUAUGUGAUGUUAAGUGAUUAUUCCUAAAUAUUUAUAUAACAUUUUCUUUGAUAUAGUAGUAUGACCGCUGAAUCAUAAUAAAACUAUUAAAAAGUUAAAUUGGGGAUAGAUAUUACAAAAAAAAAAUUGGUUUUAAUAUGUUUAUAUAAUAUUCUUCCACCUGAAAAAAGCUGCGAUUUUUGGAAUAUAGUUUUUUAAUAUAAUAACUUAACUGGUAAUAAGUUUUGUAUUUAAUUUUUUUUAGUCGUAUGAAAAAUAUAUAAAUAUAUUUGUAAUUUUUUUUGUAUUUAAAAAUUUUGUACGUAAAAUGAAACAUCAUUUUUUUUAACAUCAAUUUUAUUAAAUAUUAAGAAGAGUUUACAUAGUCAUUAUGCAGUAGAGAUGAUACUGAUCUAUGGAUGUAAUAAUAAUAUUCAAAUAAAUUCAAUGUAUCUAUUUUGGCUAACUUGUCUGCCACUCCAUUGCCAUCUCUGUUUAUCCAAUUGAAUUCGACCUCUUGGAUUUUUCCUGCUCCACCAUCUUGCUUCUCUAACCCAGUUAUAUAAACCAAACUGCAAUUUCCUUGAUUGUAAGUUAUCAAUCAUUUUCUUGUUAUCACCUUCGAAGAUCACCUUAGUAUAGCCUUUUAUCCAACAUUGUUGCAUAGCUACUAUUAGUGCAUUAUAUUCCGCUUCCAACAGUGAUGAGACUCUAUUUCAUUUCGCAUGCCCUGCUCCUCUAUAUUCACCAUAUUCACCACGUAUCACCCAUCCCAUCUUACAUUGGGUUAUAGUUGAAGUAACAUAAAUUGUAAAAAUUAUGAAGCAAUUGUAAGACAUACUAAAUAAUAUAAAUUGUCAUAAAAAUUGAAAUCAUAUUUAGUUUUAUAUUGAAAAUCUACUCUAUUAAAAUAGAGUCCUAAAUUUAUCUACCAUAAAAGUUUUCAUUUAAGUUUUGGCAUGUUUGAAGUUUGUUAGGAAGCUACUUAAUUUAUGGACCAUAACAAGUUAAUUACAUUAUUAUUAGUAGAUAUAUCACAAACUUUUAUCUCCUAUUAAACCAACUACAUCUAUUAACCCAUCAUCUACUCUAUUAAAUGUAAACCAAUAUAACCAUACGAUUUAAUUUAAAUCAUGAAUCGUGAACCCAACAUCUACUCUAUUAAAUGUAAACCAAUAUAACCAUAGAAUUUAAUUUAAAUCAUGAACCAGUGUUAUAUACAAUUACAAUAAACCAACUAUGUACUCUAUCUACUCUAUUAAAAUAGAGUUCUAUUUAAAUUUUAUCAUGGCAUAUUUUUAAUUUGGACUUAUUGAGCAGGUUGUGACCAAAUAUAAAAACAAACUAAUAUAUACAAUUUGAUGUGGUAACUGGUAUAUUUAUAUUAAACCAAUUAUGGUUUUGAUUAAUAUUUGAAUAACAAACCAUAUUUUUUAAUCUGAACCAAACAAAUACGGUUUGAAUUAACUCGAGAAAAAUCAAUUGAACUUAUUAAAAUCUCAUCUAAUAGAUGGAUUGGUUAUUGUUGCUCCACGUUUUGAAACCUAUAGGUUAAGUGAUCAAUAUGGUCAACUUCCAUGGAUUAAUUAUGAACUCAAAAAUCAUGAUCUAUAAAUUGUUUUUGACCAAUUAGAUUAUAAUUAACAUCGACUUCUUCUUCUUAACCAUGUCAAACAUUUUAUACCCAAAUCUCUAUUAUACACCCAAACACAACAUCAACGUGUUAUUCCGCGAUGGUAUAUUCCUUAGAAAAUAUAGCAUGCAAAAACACAUAUUUCAACAAUAUCAUUCUAGAUAGUUUUAGAUAUAUUUUUAUGUAUUCGAAAUUCAAAAUCUAUUUUAAAAAUAUAGAACAUGGCACUGAAAAAAUAUUUCCCUAAUUCUAUGCAUGUUUAAUUUUAAUUUACCAGCUUCCAUUGAUACCAAAUAUUUGAUUUUCGUAACAAUAUCAAAACAAUAUAUACAAUAUUUUAAAUUUAUGCUAUAAUCCCGGGUUGGAAUGAAUAUUCGGUAAUUUUGAUAAUAGCUUCUAUUUUCAAAAUUUUGUGGUUCUAAACAUCGACACCAAAUUAAGACUACUAUUAUAUAAUUAAUACAAAACAAACAUCAUAUAUUAUAAAUAAAAAUUCAAAAAAAAAAAUCCGUGCAAUCCCACAGACACUAUAAAUAAAGUAUAACUGCAAAAUUAGAUGAGCCAAACAAAAAACUAAAAUAAUGAAACUCAAAUUCAUAAAUAACCGAACUAUUACUAUAUUUUUUGAACCAAAAUCAAAAUCCAUAACUGAACCGGAACUAAACCGAAAAAUAAAACAAUAAUUUAACGUGAAUCAAAAUUUAUUAAAUAUCAUCAAUCUUCAUAAAAUUUUAGUUUUAAAACGUAAUUUAUAAAUACAAAUAUAAGUAAUCCCGCACAACAGUGCGGGUCUGAAUCUAGUACUAUCUUAAAUCGAAACAAAAUUUGUUGGAUAAACAUCACUUGUAUGACUUUUUCUAAAGAAGAAUAUUUGUUUUCGAAAACUGAUACAACUUGUAUUUUUUAUCAGUAAGCACCUGCCCCAGAUACCAGGCCUACCUUAUCAAAUGAGAUAUGCGUGUGGUAUACCGUAUAUGCUUGUGGUAUAUGCUAACGAAAUGAGAUUCCUGAUUACAUGUCGUACGGGUUGUACGGCGUCUUAGAACACUUAAAAAUUACUUGUAAUAUAGUUUGUUACCUUUGAUGUGACAACAUAGAUUUAUUUGUUUAUUUGGUUGGUUAAUACUAUCUCUUUAUAUAUGUGUUGCAGGUCAAUCAUAUUCCACAUAUAUUUCAGGACAAUACCAACCAAAAAAGCUUCAACAGAAAAAGCUAAAAAAAAUUGUCUUUAAUCAAGCAAAAAUGUGUGCAUUGGGCUCUCCAUUGUUCCCAAACUUUGGGUGGGAGUCAACGGAAGAGUACGAGAGCUACAACAUUGUCGGAGAUAACAAUAGCAAAGAGUUUCUUGACUUUCAGGUACCGAAGACGUAUGGAAUGGUUCAUCGCCAGACCAGCUUAGGGGUUACUUUUUCGUCGGAGGUAAAUGGAAUAGACAACAAUUCGAUCGUUAUCAAGAAGCUUAUUCACAAUGCUAAUGAGCGUAACCGUCGCAAGAAAACCAACUCUUUGUUCUCAGCUCUUCGUUCAUGUCUUCCAGGCUCUGAUGAGCGGCUAAGUAAUCCUCAGACGAUUUCGCGGAGCAUGCAAUACAUACCGGAGCUGAAAGAGCAAGUGAAGAAGCUAACACAAAAGAAGGAAAACCUCUUGUUGCUAAUAUCGCGUCAAAGAGAACGUUACGCUAUGCCGCAGCCAAAGGUGGUUUGUAGUUAUGUCUCCACCGUUUUUGCGACGGAGCUUAGAGACAACGAAGUGAUGGUCCACAUCUCAUCGUCCAAGAAUCAUAAUUUUUCGAUAUAUAAUGUACUGAGUGGACUAGAAGAAGAUGGGUUUGUUCUCGUGGAUGUUUCAUCUUCAAAUCCUCGCGGAGAACGACUCUUCUAUACUUUGCAUCUUCAAGUGGACAAGAUUGAUAAUUACAAGCCAAUUUGCGAAGAGUUAAGUCAAAGAGUUUUGUUCUUGUAUGAGCAAUGUGGAAACUCGAUUAAAUGAUAUUUGUUCUUGUUUUGAAACUUUUAUAUAAGGCUGUUGCACUUCCAUUUGGUUCACGCGCCCGCAAACGAGCACCAUAUCGUAGAUAAUUUAAAUUUAUUAAAUGAUGAAUUUUAAAGCUAAAUUUAGAAAAAAUAAAUAAUUAUACAUUUCAGCUGACAAAAAAAAUUAUAGAUUUAUUUGAUAAAACUAAACAUUAAAGAUUUGAUAAUAUUUAUUUGAUUAAACUAAAACUUAUAUAUAAGUUAAUGUUUAAAUAAUUAAUACAAAAAGUGUUUGGUGUAGCAGUUAGUAUGUUCUUAUGUGUCCAUCAGUGUGAGAGUUCGAACCUCCCAAAAAAAUAAAUUUUUUGUUUUACAAAAUUUAUCCAAAAUGACGUUGUUUUGAUAAAUUAAUAACGGGUUUGACGGUCAAUGUAUAUAAUGAUGAUUUUGAGAGUUUAUCAAAUAAUUUUUAAUUUUACAAAAUUUAUCCAAAAUAACAUCGUUUAUUAACACCUUUGAUGAUUAUAUAUAUAUAUAUAUAUAUAAGUACGAUUUUGAGAGGUCAUGUAGUAUGGUAUGGAAUAUGCACGAUUAGUAUUUUUUAAAUUUUGUUAAUUCAGUAUAAAAUACACACUACUACAAAAUCCAGAAAGAAAUAGGCACAACGCGUAAAGUUUAGGUUGAAAUAGACCCUUUUACCAGGUAUAAUGAGAUGCAAUACAAUGCAAUGUUGACAAAUAAUAAUUAGAAAUGAAUAUUUUUAUUAUAAAAACUUAGUUAUUGAUAUUUAUUUAUUAGUAAUAUUAAGGAUUUUUAUAGAAAAUAAUACUUUCAAGAAUUAAAAGAUAAAACGCAAAAAUAAAAUAAAAUUGAGGAUUAAUGUUGGAGCACAUCCCCUGAGGGUGGUUCUCCCUCAAAAUUUAAGACUAAUGUUCUAUUUCAUUUUGGUGCUGAUAGAUAAAAUUUUCUUAGAAAGACGUCUUUUGGUUUGGGAUAUGGAUGAAAACAAAAAAGUAUUAACUGUGAAAUGAGUUUAUAGGAUAUUAGAAGUACAAUGAGUUUGCAAACUUCAGUUCUGUAAUCUCACAGAAUCAGAUCAGACACACCCAAACAAUGUCUUUUUUUUUCCUAUACACAUUACAGGAAAAAAAAAACAAU
Molecule: messenger RNA, 5288 nt
Organism: Brassica rapa (field mustard)
Lineage: Eukaryota; Viridiplantae; Streptophyta; Magnoliopsida; Brassicales; Brassicaceae
Product: transcription factor ORG3
Biological process (GO): regulation of transcription by RNA polymerase II
Cellular component (GO): RNA polymerase II transcription regulator complex
Molecular function (GO): RNA polymerase II transcription regulatory region sequence-specific DNA binding; DNA-binding transcription factor activity, RNA polymerase II-specific; protein dimerization activity
Source: RefSeq, a predicted model, not a curated record